CUCCUCCAUCAGCCACCUCUCUCUAUGCCCCCUUUGAGCAUCAUCGUCCACCUUUGUCGCCUUCCCACGGGCUUCGCUCGCUUCUGAGAUGCCGGUACAGACGGCAGUCUGCCUCUCCUGACGCCAUCGACAACCGCCUGCAUCCCCGCCACGGUGAACCCUAAACUACUCUGCCGCUGAAGCCAUGCCGCCGCCGCAGAAAAAGACCCAGGUGGAGCACAAGGUGCCCCGCGCGACGGUGGCCAGUGCCGUGGUGUCGCUGACCAUUUGGAUGCGCGAGCGCGCGGCGGAGGCACCCCCGAACCUGCUCGCGGACGAGCGCGACGAUGUCGUGGUGCUCCACCUCUCGCUCCGCCGCGUCCCGCCCAAGCCCACCACCAAGCCGCACCUCCUCCCGCUCCCGCACCCCGUCGUUGCUCACUCGGCCGCCUCCGUCUGCGUCAUCUUCGACGACCGCGCCGGCUCCGGAUCCCCCGCCGCCGCCGCCAUCCUUGACGCAGCCAGGUCCCUCGAGCUCCCCGUCUCAGAGGUCAUCCCCUUCUCUGCCCUGCGGACCGACUACCACCCCUAUGAGUCGCGCCGCCGCCUGGCCGCCUCCUAUGACCUCUUCCUCGCCGACCGCGCCCUGCUCCCGAUCUUGCCCUGCCUCCUCGGGAAGUCCCUGUACUCCAACAAAAAGGCCCCACUCGCGGUCGACUUCACCCGGGCUGGAUGGCCGGAGCAGGUUCGCAAUGUCCUGAGCUCCACUAGCCUCUACCUGCGAUCCGGUACCUGCUCGGGGAUCAAGGUGGGCAAGAUGGACAUGGAGGAAGAGGAGAACGUCGAGAACGUGAUGGCGGCAGUGGAGGCUGCUGUGGAGAAGGUGCCAGAAAAGUGGGCAAACGUGAGGGCUUUGCAUCUCAAGGCUGUGGACUCGGUUCCCCUGCCGAUAUACCAGGUUGUGCCGGAGUUGGGCAUGAAGAUUGAGGUUUGUUAGCUCAUUCACACAGCCCUAGA
Molecule: messenger RNA, 996 nt
Organism: Triticum aestivum (bread wheat)
Lineage: Eukaryota; Viridiplantae; Streptophyta; Magnoliopsida; Poales; Poaceae
Product: ribosomal L1 domain-containing protein 1-like
Exons: 1
Coding region: 185-976 (263 amino acids)
Molecular function (GO): RNA binding
Source: RefSeq, a predicted model, not a curated record